UCUGGCACAGGGCACAGAAGGAGAAGCACCCGAUACCCGCUCACACACCUGGUUAAAUGAUUUAACAUCUUCAUCUGGAUGUGGAAAAAUCUUCAGUAAAAUGGAGUCUGAUAUUUCUCUGGGUCUCCUGAUUAAACUGAAUCUGAACUUUUCUAACUGAAGACUCUGAAGACUGACUGCAGAAACAGGGAUGAAGUUUCCCAGUGUGACACUACUGAUUUUCUCUGCAUUAAUGGGGACUACAGCAGAGCAGUUAAAGGUUGUUGGUCCAGAUGCCCCUCUUGUUGUUGAAGCUGGUGAAGACCUGAUUCUGCCCUGUUCUGUCCAGCCCAACAUCACUGCUGUGGAUAUGACAGUUGAAUGGCUCAGACCAGAUCUGAGUGACAGACUAGUGCAUCUUUAUGAAGAUCAUGAGGACAGAAAUGAGAAACAGUCUAAAUCCUACAGAGGAAGAACACGUCUGUUUAAAGAGGAGCUGCAGAAAGGAAACACCUCACUGAAACUCUCAGCAAUCCGACCUUUUGAUAGGGGUGCUUAUAAGUGUUCUGUUCAGGACAAAUCAACAUCCUGGUACGAUGACAUCACUCUUUAUGUAGAAGUUAAUGUGCAUUUAAAAGUGGUUGGUCCAGAAGCUCCUCUUGUUGCUGAAGCUGGUGAUGAUCUGGUUCUGCCCUGUUCUCUCCAACCCAAAGUCAGUGCUGAGGGAAUGACAGUAGAGUGGAUUAGACAGGAAUUGGGACAAUAUAACACAAUAGUGCAUCUGUAUGAAGAUAAUAAAGACAACAAUGAGCAUCAGAUGGAGUCUUACAGAGGGAGGACAGGUCUGUUUAAAGGAGAGCUGCAGAAAGGAAACGCCUCACUGAAACUCUCAGCAGUUCAACCAUCUGAUGAGGGAUUUUACAAAUGUUUCAUUCAGUUGUUUGCCUGGAAUGAUGAUGUAACUAUUUAUGUUGAAGUCAAAGGAAAAGGUUUUCAUGCCUGGAAGAUUGCUAUCAUCUGCAUUUCAGUUUUUGCCAUUGCAUCAAUAGCACUUACAGCUUGGAUCUUAAAAGAUAAAUUCUCUAAAAAGGAUCUCACUCCUGCACAGUGCUCAGCCGUAGCCUACAUGCGUCUCCAUUCAGAGAAGGUGAGGAAAGAACUAAACCUGAAGAAAUACAACACAUCAGAAGAGGGUUACAAGAGACUCAUCCCAGCCAGCACAAACUGCAGAAAGGCUCAAUUUGCUUGCUGUAAUCUCUCUGAACUGUCCAUCAUAACUGUUAAUGCAGCUCUGCAAUCAGAAAACUCCUCCCUGAGAGAACUAGACCUCAGUUAUAAUGACCUGGAGGACUCAGGGCUGGAGAAGCUCUCAGAUGGGCUGAAGAGUUCACACUGUAAACUGGAGAUACUCAGACUUGCUUUAUGUAAAUUUUGUAAUCAAUCCUGUUAUACACUGAGGUCAGUUUUAGAAUCAGAGACGUCCACUCUGAAAGAACUGGACCUCAGUAAAAAUAAUUUGGGGGAUCAAGGCAUGAAUUGGCUCUCUACUGGACUGAAGAGUUCACACUGUACACUGGAGAUACUCAGACUUGCUUUGUGUAAACUUUGUAAUCAAUCCUGUUAUACACUGAGGUCAGUUUUAGAAUCAGAGAAGUCCACUCUGAAAGAACUGGACCUCAGUAAAAAUAAUUUGGGGGAUCCAGGCGUGAAUCAGCUCUCUACUGGACUGAAGAGUUCACACUGUAAACUGGAGGUUCUCAGAUUAGUUGCCUGUAAUCUCACUGAAAGGUCCUGUGAAUUUCUCACACCAGCUUUACAAACACAAAACACUCACCUAAAAGAACUGGACCUCACUCACAAUGACCUGCAGAAUUCAGGUGUGAAGGUACUUUCUGACGGACUCAAGAGUUCACACUGUAAACUGGAGAUACUCAGAUUAGCUCUUUGUAAUUUGGGGGAAGCAUCUUGUGAAAAUCUGACAGCAGCUUUAAAAUUGGAAAACUCUUCUCUGAGAGAACUGGACCUUAGUGUGAAUGACCUAAAGGAUUCAGGCAUACAGAAGCUCUGUGAUGGACUGAAGAGUUCACACUGUAAACUGGAGAUACUCAGACUGUCUGGUUGUUUAGUAACAGAGGAAGGUUGUUCUUCUCUGGCUUCAGCUCUGAAAUCAAACCCCUCCAAACUAAAAGAACUGGAUCUCACCUACAAUCAGCCAGGAGAGUCCGGAGUGAAACUUCUCUCUGAUCCACUCUGCGCACCUUGCACACUCAGGGUGGAGAAUGACGGGGAAAUGUGGAUCAAACCGAGUCUGAGGAAAUAUGUGUGUGAACUCACUCUGGACUCAAACACAGCACACACGUACCUCUCUCUGUCUGAGGAGAACAGGAAGGUGCUGUUUGUGAGAGAACAUCAGCCGUAUCCAGAUCAUCCAGACAGAUUUGAUGUGUGGUGUCAGGUUCUGUGUGUGGAGAGUUUAACUGGACGCUGUUACUGGGAGGCUGAGUGGAGUGGAGAUGAAGCUGAUAUAGCAGUGACUUACAGAGGAAUAAAGAGGAAAGGACACAGUGAGUGUGGGUUUGGACAAAAUAAUCAGUCGUGGUGUCUGUACUGCUCUGAUGAAGGUCACUCUGUCUGGCACAAUAAUAAGAAAACUGUGAUCCCCCCUCAGCUCAUCAGAUCUAAGAGAGUGGGAGUGUAUGUGGACUGGGGGGCCGGCACUCUGUCGUUCUACAGCGUCUCUGAUCCACACACACUCACACACCUACACACAUUCCACUCCACAUUCACUGAACCGCUCUACGCUGGAUUUGGGCCUAAUCUAAACUCCUCAGUGUGUGUGUGUGAGACAGAAUAGAACACUCCUCUUAAGUGUGUGUGUGUGUCUGUCAGAGAGAGAGAGAAUUAAUUGUGUGAAAACACCUAAUAUCUAAGAAUUGAAUGAACAAUGAUAACAUUCAUAAAUAAAUGCAUUGAACACAUUACUGGAACACAGAGGAAAAGAGACAGAAAAAGAGAGCUUUUUAAAAAUGUAUUAUUAUUUUUAUUUUAUCCAAUUUGUUUAAAAUAACAACUCUACAAUUACAAUUCUGCAAUUUUGCAAAGUUUGACACUAAGAUUAACAGUUAUUUGUUUUUCUUAAGCAUGUUCUUCCAAAUAGUUGAUUCUCCAUUUUGAAAUUUCAGUCUGUUGCUUUGGUAAAACAAAUGCACCAGAAAAAAAGAGGCAGACAGAGAGAAAGAAAGAAAGAAAGGAGAGAGAGAGAGAGAGAGAGAGAGAGAGACACAGAUAGACAGAGAGAGAGAGAAAGAAAGAG
Pygocentrus nattereri (red-bellied piranha) is the source of this 3292-nucleotide messenger RNA. RefSeq lists its product as uncharacterized. The transcript is spliced from 15 exons. NCBI's taxonomy places the organism in Eukaryota, Metazoa, Chordata, Actinopteri, Characiformes, Serrasalmidae. The coding region runs from base 191 to 2833 and encodes 880 amino acids. Gene Ontology annotation, molecular function: protein binding. The record is from RefSeq and is a predicted model, not a curated record.